UCCAGCGGGUACCAGGGCAGCCCUCUUCUCUGAACCCGUUUGCCUCCAGGUCUCCUUGCCCGAGGAGGAGGAGGCGGCGGCGUCCGCCGCCAUGGCGGAGGCUGGGGAACCGGGGCCGCGGGGAGCCGUCGGGGGCCCCGAAGAGGAUGAGGACGAGGAGCGGGAGCCGCUGCUGCCGAGGCCGGGUCGGGCCCCGCCGGGCGGCGCCGUGAGGAUCCUCGAGGACCCCGAGGGAGGAGGGCACGGCGGCGGCGAAGCCCGAGGGGACGAGGAGACCGCGUCCGACGGAGACGAGGAGGAAGAGCUGCUCCUGCCUGGGGGAAAGGCCGCCGACCCGGGCGGCCGGGGCCGUGGCCGGAGGGCUCGACGGAGCUCUACCUUAGACCGCCUCCGCCUCUUCUCGGCAGGUCUUGCAGAGAUGAACUUAUUCUUGGAGGAUCCAGAAUUUACUGACAUGAUAAUGAAAGCAGAACAAGCAAUAGACUCUGGAAUUCUCCCAGAAAGAAUCUCUCAAGGUUCAAGUGGAAGUUAUUUUGUCAAGGAUCCCAAAGGGAAAAUUAUUGGUGUCUUUAAGCCAAAAUCUGAAGAGCCUUAUGGUCAUCUAAAUCCAAAAUGGACCAAAUAUUUUCAUAAGAUCUGCUGUCCUUGCUGUUUUGGCAGAGGUUGCCUUGUACCUAAUCAGGGAUACCUUUCCGAAGCUGGUGCCUAUCUUGUAGAUGAAAAGCUUGGUCUGGGAGUUGUACCCAAAACAAAGGUGGUCUGGCUUGUGAGUGAGACAUUUAACUACAGUGCAAUAGACCGUGCAAAAUCAAAAGGCAAAAAAUAUGCUCUAGAAAAAGUACCAAGCGUGGGCAAAAAAUUCCAUCGAAUAGGACUACCUCCCAAGGUGGGCUCCUUUCAGCUGUUUGUUGAUCAUUAUAAGGAAGCUGAUUAUUGGCUUAGGAAAUUUGAAGCUGAUCCUUUACCUGAGAAUGUUAGAAAACAGCUUCAGUCACAGUUUGAGAGAUUAGUUGUUUUGGAUUACAUCACCAGAAAUACAGACAGGGGAAAUGAUAAUUGGUUAGUCCGAUAUGAAAAACAGAGUGAUGGGAACAAAAGUUCCAAUAAGGAAACAGAGUGGACUAUGGGUAAAGAAUCUCUUAUUAAAAUUGCUGCAAUUGAUAAUGGUCUAGCAUUUCCCUUUAAACAUCCUGAUGAAUGGAGAGCAUAUCCUUUUCAUUGGGCUUGGCUUCCUCAAGCAAAAGUUCCUUUUUCUGAAGAAACUAAAGAAUUAAUUCUCCCACGUAUCUCUGAUAUGAACUUUGUGCAAGAUUUAUGUGAAGAUCUUUAUGAACUUUUUAAGACUGAUAAAGGAUUUGACAAGGCCACUUUUGAAAAUCAGAUGUCUGUAAUGAGAGGCCAGAUUUUAAACCUUACUCAAGCAUUAAAAGACGGAAAGAGUCCUCUUCAGCUAGUACAAAUGCCACGUGUGAUCGUGGAACGAAGUCAGAGUGGAAGUCAGGGCCGGAUUGUCCAUUUGAAUAAUUCAUUCACACAGACCGUGAAUUGUAGGAAGCCUUUCUUUUCUUCCUGGUAGCCGAUGUAAGAUGAAAAACACUGGACUCUUGCCCUUAAUUAGAAAUGUUAUGUAAAAGAUUUUGCAAUAAUAUAAAUCUUCUGUACACAGCUCCAACUGCCAAAACCUCAGAUAACUUAAAUCUUUAAAAAGGUUGCAUUUUGAAUGUAAUCAAAAGUUUACAGUUUUUGUGUCCAAAAAUUGUGAAUUCUACGUCAGGGAAUAAACAAGUAACCCAUUGUUUAUAUUGUAUUUUUAUAGGAUGAAUGUACUUUAUUGUGUUGAUACUACUUUAAAAGAAAAUUUUACAGUUUGCAUAUGCUGGAAUGACUGUAUUCACUUUGGAAUUCAAAAUAGAAAAUUAUAUGUCUGUUGUUCAGUUUAAUAUGAGAAUGCGAGUUUGUGAGAUAUUACACUUUAUAUUGCCCUUGCGAAUGAAGGGGAUAUCCUUGUUAAAUUUCUUCAGAUUCCAAAAUGCCUUAGGAUUGAAACUGACCCAUCUGGGUUUGAAUGCAAUAGUUACAAGAAAAAUAAAUUAGAAUAGUUAUAUUUCAUCUUUUAAAAAAGCUGCUGUUUCUGAAACUUGAAAAAUGUACCUGAAAAAGCCCAGUCUGCUUUGUACUAGGGACCAAAAAAAAUACUUAAAUUUGCAUUAGACUUUUGUUCUUCUGUUUGUCUACUUUAAAAUUAUUUUUGGAGAACUGUUCAUGUUACUAUAAUAAAGGUGCAAAAUUCAGUUUGAGAGUGAAAAAUGAGGGGUUAUUCAUUGGCUAGUAUCAAUAUAGGUCUCUAGGUACUUAAGCUUUGAAGUAUGUAUUAUCACUAAAUAUUCAUUUAUAUGUCUUGCAUAGGAUCUAAGAACAAGCUGCUUUUGUUAAUAAUAAAUUUUUAAAUGAAAAAUUGUACCCCAAAGUAUAUAUGAGAUUGCAUUUGGGGUCCUACUGUGUGCUGAGCCUUUAAAGCAGCUUAUUUUUAAAAAAAAAAAUUUAUGUUAUUUGAUAUUUCAGUUUGUAUUCUAAUUAUAAGUCAAUUUUUAAAAAUGAUCUGCACAAGUCAUAGAGACAGGUUAAAUAGAUGAUUCUAAAAUCAUUUACAUUUGUUUCUGAAAUGCAUUUUGUAUACUUAAUUGGCCAAAUCUGACACUUUGAGAAUUUGUAAAACUUUCAAUAAACAUUUGCUAAAUUAAAUUAAAAUAACCUAUAUGAAGAUCAGACUUUACUAGAAAGACUCAGCUUUUACCUCCUAUACUACUUAGCCCAGUGAUCACCUCUCUGCUACUUCAUCCUAGGAGUGACCAUAUUAAUAUGUCACUCAGUUGGCCUUCACCAGAACUGUCCUUUCACAUUCUUUAGUUUACAGACUUGGUUGUUUGCACAGGCUGAGGGUGGGGGGAAGACUAAUUGCUUGUCCUGUAAAAUAUCUUUAUCAGAUGUUAAACCAGAAUAGGAAAUAAGAGAAUUCCUUGGCUCUCUAGUUAGGCUCCACUUCAGAUUUCUGGUUUGUGAGCGAGUUUUUGAGGCCACUGACCUCACAUUACAAAAAUGAAGUAGAAACCAUUGUCUUCUUCGUACCUUCCGCAAAUAAUCUGAAAAGAAAAUCAUCCAACGUAGGAUAAUGUAGAGUUGAUUGUAAACUUUAAAAUGUACCCUAAUCUGCUUUUUCAUGAAUAGUAAUUAAAAUUGGUGUUUCCAAAAGUUGUGACCUACAGGAAAAUAAAUACCUGUGUUAAGUGUUAUUUUUGAAAAUUAGUUUUUCAGUAUUUUACACUUUGCUAUGUUAUAUUUUUUUAAUGGAAAACAGAGAAAUUUGCUUCAGUGCUACUGUUUCAUAAUACUGUAAGAGAAGCUAGCAUAUCAUUAGGAUCUUCUAUUUAAAAUGGCCAGGUUAUGCCUUAAAACUGAAGGAAAUAUGCAUAAUAAAUAUUUCUAAAUUCUGAAUACAAGUCAGAACAGUGAUAUUUUGUAAACUUUUCAGGAUUUUAUUUCUUGUGUAAAUACUUCAUUCAGACUUUUUAAAAUGAGUAUAUUUGAGAUUGCCAAAUAGAAGACUUAAAAUAAUAAAAAUCAUUGUCUUAAAGACCAAA
Phascolarctos cinereus (koala) is the source of this 3638-nucleotide messenger RNA. It is a transcript of the gene PI4K2B, whose product is annotated as phosphatidylinositol 4-kinase type 2 beta. Gene Ontology annotation, biological process: Golgi organization; phosphatidylinositol phosphate biosynthetic process; endosome organization. Gene Ontology annotation, molecular function: 1-phosphatidylinositol 4-kinase activity. NCBI's taxonomy places the organism in Eukaryota, Metazoa, Chordata, Mammalia, Diprotodontia, Phascolarctidae. Gene Ontology annotation, cellular component: trans-Golgi network; plasma membrane; endosome. The record is from RefSeq and is a predicted model, not a curated record.